Messenger RNA from Drosophila hydei, 417 nucleotides. RefSeq names its product protein quiver-like. The coding region runs from base 1 to 417 and encodes 138 amino acids. NCBI's taxonomy places the organism in Eukaryota, Metazoa, Arthropoda, Insecta, Diptera, Drosophilidae. Gene Ontology annotation, biological process: positive regulation of voltage-gated potassium channel activity; sleep; regulation of synaptic transmission, cholinergic. The transcript is spliced from 2 exons. The record is from RefSeq and is a predicted model, not a curated record.
AUGCUGUUCGUUAAUAUAUAUGUUGUGCUUUAUACUGCAGCGCGUUCGAUUUACUGUUACGAGUGCGAUUCGUGGACGGAUGCACGUUGCAAGGAUCCGUUCAACUAUACGGCGCUGCCGCAUGAUCAGCCGCCUUUGAUGACCUGCAAUGGCUGCUAUGUGAAGAUGGUGCGACAUCAGCGAUCACCCUACGAGGUGGUGCGACGCAUGUGUACGUCACAAUUACAAAUCAAUUUAUUCAUGGUCGAUCACGUGUGCAUGAUGGAAAGUUCAGGCAAUGGACAUAUGUGCUUUUGUGAGGAAGAUAUGUGCAAUUCUAGUAAAAGUUUAUACUCAUUCGCUAACGGUUAUCAACAAAUCAUACUAAUCAUCACAAUGCCAUGGCUAAUACCGCUCCAACAGUUUGUGCACAGCUAG